Molecule: messenger RNA, 624 nt
Organism: Malus domestica (apple)
Lineage: Eukaryota; Viridiplantae; Streptophyta; Magnoliopsida; Rosales; Rosaceae
Source: RefSeq, a predicted model, not a curated record
AUGACGCUGUUUCUGCGUCGAAGAAGUCUUGUUAGGAGACGCCCAAGGCUGCUCUUAGACGAUGCUGAGAAGACCAUUAAGCCCAAACGCGAGUUUUUCAAGUCUAUUGGCAUUUCAGGCGCCAACCUUGAUCGGAUACUUGGUUUCAACUCUGUUAGUUUGAAACGAAACUUAGAGAGAAGUAUCAAGCCUUGUUAUUAUACAUUGAAAAGUUUAGGUGUCUUCAAUGACGAGGAGCUUGCUCGUUUCUUAGAGAACAAACAGUGGGUAGAGCCGGCCAAAGUGAUAAACAACCUUGUUCCCAACACUUCGCUUCUGAGAGCAGUUGGAGUAACAGAAACCACAAUCUCUUAUUGGGUGGUCCAUCAUCUCUCUGCAUUGUUACUUGAAACUGAGAAGUAUAAGGGAAAUGUCAAGAAGGUCAUGAGUCUGGGUGUCCCCCCUUCGUUUGACAAAUUUAUGGCUGCGGUUAAUUCGAUGAAACUGUUGAGUGAAACAAAAUUUGCACAAAAGAUUGAAUUUUAUAAGAAGCGGGGUUGCAUUGCAGAUGAUUUCUUGUUGGCAUUUCAAAAGGACCCUUAUUUUAUGGCAUGGGAAUCUAGCAUAGAAAACAUAUCUGAGUGA